AUUAGACAAAAUGUCUAAUGGAGUCACCUACAACAAGGUGUUUGAGAAAGUGUGGGGUGCUUCUGGUGGCUGGGCAGUUAUCACUUGCCCAUGUGGGGUUGUGUUUUCAGUCAAAUUCAACCUUAGAGCAGAGAGUCCACGUGACUUUGUGGAUCUCUUGCUGUCCUGGAAACACCUCCCCAAUGUGGCUGUGUAUGAUUAUGCCUGGGGUCUGGCACUGCAUGCCAACCGCAGGCAGCCAGGAAUAUUUGCCCCUUUUCAGGGAAGGUUACUGGAUCCCACCCCAGAGAACGUGAAGCAGGCCUCAGAGGGAAAGGGGAACAGCAAAGACCAGUGUGAGGUUCUAAGAAAGCUGGAGCUUGUGCCUGAACUUGCUGGUCUUAUUAACAGCCAGUGUGCGGAGCAGCUGUUUUCAGGGAUGAGAAAAAACAACUACUUUUUAAAUCAGACAACCCCAUCAACACACAUUUUUCUACAAAGAAACAUUCCCCACCAUUACAACAUGGCAAGGAACCAAAAAAUCAAAAAUCAGUACAGCAAGAUUGUUCCUCCAGAUGUUUCAUUGCAGUUUGCCAGCUAUGGAAGGUUUGUCUUAGCUCACUCCCCAUCAGCUGCGAUGUCAAUUGGGUCAUAUGGGAACGAACAAGAAGACUCUCAAGAGUAUGAGUCAGAAGUUGAAAUGCAGUGUGAUAGCCAUGGAAUGGUAGUCUUAGCUCACUCCCAAUCAACCGUGAUGUCAACUGGGUCAUCAGGGAAAGAACAAGAGGAGUCUCAAGAGUUAAAUGAUGACAGUGAGCAGAGACCUCAUGGAGACUUCCCUAGUCUCCACAAGUUUUCAGCCCACAGAGCAUGCUGGGGACAGAAACUCAAAGACAGCCAGGAACAACUGCUGUCUCAUGUCUUGGAUGAGACCAAAAGUCACACUAAGCACCUUGCAAUGGUGAAUAACAUCAUCCUGACCCACUUUGACUUUUGGACUCUGGGUUUGCAGCGGGACAUGGAGGGAACGAUCCUGAACUCUUGUCUCAAAAUGAUUGAGAAGAGAGUAGAGAACCUGUUUGCUGCAGACAGCUAUGUCCUUUCCACUUGGUUCCCACCAUCAUCGAGGAACGCCAUGGAUCACCUUCCGGAUAAUGCAGCCAGUCUACAGUGGAUUAUUCUCCCAGUGUCCGUACCUGGACAUUGGACACUGUUGGUAGUUCUGUUUUGA
Gadus chalcogrammus (walleye pollock) is the source of this 1210-nucleotide messenger RNA. RefSeq lists its product as uncharacterized. The transcript has 11 exons. NCBI's taxonomy places the organism in Eukaryota, Metazoa, Chordata, Actinopteri, Gadiformes, Gadidae. The record is from RefSeq and is a predicted model, not a curated record. Bases 11 to 1210 code for a protein of 399 amino acids.